AUGCCCAAGGCUUUUAAUAAAGUGUUGAUGAUCCUUUGGUCUCAGAGUCGUUGGUCAUCGAUCACCUCAGAGACCGCAGUGACCUUACUCCUUCCUUCUCAAGGCCUCCUGCCCAAGGUAGAUCACCAUGGUAGCAACCUCUCCUUCCCAUGCUCCAGCAAUGGCCAGAAAUGGAUGUAUUCUUGGUCUGGGUGGCCAUCCUUGACUUGUCUUCAUCAAGCCCUCACUGUCACAGCACCAGCAACAACACCAGCAGCAACAGCAACAGCAACAGCCGCAGCCGCAGCAACAAGCGCACCAGCAAGAGCACCCACAACAGCAGCAGCAACAAUGGGCUUGGCGGAGAUGACAGAUUUGGUGGUCAAAUACUUGACCGGUGUUGGUCACUUGGUGACCUUGGCCGAGAAGGCGGCCAAAGUCUUUAUGUGGUGGAGGAAGAGCCCUGUCCCUGAUGAGGAGCAGGCGUUUGGGGACCGCCUCGGGGCUGCGGCCCGAGGGGUCUGGCGGACCGAGUUGGGCCGCCUGCAGGAAGAGUUGGGGAGGAAAGAGAAGCAGAUUGUCGAUCUGCAUGACAAGUUGGGUCGCCUCCGGGCGAAGUUCAAAGAAGACCUCCAGGCCGAGAGGUCCGCCAACGACAGAGAGUUGGCCGAAAUCCGUCGCCGUCUCGGAGCCCUCGAGGAAACAAACCUCCUGCGUAGCCGCGCCAUCGCCCGCGCCGUCGCCGGCCCGUCUACCAGCUUUCAGCUAUGA
Fusarium odoratissimum NRRL 54006 is the source of this 750-nucleotide messenger RNA. RefSeq lists its product as uncharacterized. NCBI's taxonomy places the organism in Eukaryota, Fungi, Ascomycota, Sordariomycetes, Hypocreales, Nectriaceae. The record is from RefSeq and is a predicted model, not a curated record. Bases 1 to 750 code for a protein of 249 amino acids. The transcript is spliced from 2 exons.